Molecule: messenger RNA, 2238 nt
Organism: Ipomoea nil (Japanese morning glory)
Lineage: Eukaryota; Viridiplantae; Streptophyta; Magnoliopsida; Solanales; Convolvulaceae
Product: leukotriene A-4 hydrolase homolog
Exons: 4
Coding region: 232-2073 (613 amino acids)
Biological process (GO): proteolysis
Cellular component (GO): cytosol
Molecular function (GO): metallopeptidase activity; zinc ion binding
Source: RefSeq, a predicted model, not a curated record
CGUGAAAAAAUUGACCAUCAGAAACCCAAAGUUGCAGAGCUCUUUUAUCUUUAAAAUAUCACCCAGAAUUCCAGUCUUUACCUUUAGGUUUACAAUACAAAAUAAUAAAUAUUAAAUCUUGCAUUUAUCUUUCCCACUGCUUUUGUUUGGAAUCAAAUUAUUCUGAUAAUCAUCCAUUAAUCAAUCCAUUACAGUCUCCACCUGCAACAAAAGCUUCUCUCUUUCUCAGCCAUGGCGCCCGUUGACCCACACUCCUUCACCGAUUCCGACCACCCUUUAACCACCCACGUCUCCCUCAUUCUCUACUUCGACUUCCCCUCGUCCACCAUUUCCGCCGCCACGCUCCUCACGCUCGCCGCGCCUUAUUCCGGCGAACUCACUCUCGACACCCGUUCGCUCUCCAUCUCCGCCGUUCUCGACCCGCUCUCGCUUUCUCCGCUCCCCUAUUCGCUCUCCCCUUCCCCGCCGGACCCCGUCCUCGGCCAAUCGCUCACCGUAUCGGUCUCCGACAAAGCGCAAGUCUUGAUUCUCUCGAAAACCAGCCCCGCCAGCUCCGCCCUGCAGUGGCUUUCUCCGCCGCAGACGUUUAACAAGACGCAUCCUUUCGUGUACACUCAGUGCCAGUCCAUUCACGCCAGGUCCAUCUUCCCUUGCCAGGACACGCCCGCCGCGAGGACCAAAUACUCCGCGAAGCUCAACGUCCCGCGGCAGCUCUCGGCGGUGAUGUCCGCCAAGCACGUGGAGAGGCGGCCGCCGGCGCCGGCGGAGGCCGGAGGAGCAUGCGAGGAUUCAAUUUGGUGUGCGGAUGAUCGGAUUGUGGAGGAAUUCGUGAUGGAGCAGCCGAUUCCGCCGUAUCUAUUCGCGUUUGCGGUUGGGGAAUUAGGGUUCCGGGAGGUCGGGCCACGGACUAGGGUUUAUUCCGAGGCGACCCCCGCCGUGUUGGACGCCGCCGCCCAGGAGUUUGCCGGUACUGAGGAGAUUAUCAGGGUUGGAGAGAAGCUUUUCGGGGCUUACGAAUGGGAGAGGUUUGAUUUAUUGGUGCUGCCUCCAAGCUUUCCGUAUGGAGGAAUGGAGAAUCCGAGAAUGGUGUUCUUGACACCCACCGUAAUCAAGGGAGAUGCCACCGGAGCUCAGGUGGUGGCUCAUGAACUUGCUCAUAGCUGGACUGGAAAUUUGAUCACUAACAAGAACAAUGAUCACUUUUGGCUAAACGAGGGUUUCACGACAUAUGCAGAGCGGAGGAUUGUUGAGGUGGUGCAAGGAGAGGAAAGAGCUGCGAUGAAUAUCGGUAUUGGCUGGAGGGGACUGGUUGAGGAUACGGAAAGAUUCAAGGAUAAGUUGGAGUUCACGAAGCUUAAAACCAACCAGGCAGGGGUUGACCCGGAUGAUGUAUAUUCUUCGGUCCCGUAUGAAAAAGGGUUCCAGUUUUUGUGGCGGAUUGAGAGACAAGUUGGAAGACCCGCCUUUGAUGAAUUUCUGAAGAAGUACAUUGAGACCUUCAAGUUUCAGUCGAUUGAUACUGAUACGUUUCUUGAUUUCCUCAAAGCAAACAUCCCGGGAAUAGGGGAUGAAGUUGAUUUGAAGCUAUGGACCGAGGGUACUGGCAUACCUCCAGAUGCCAUGGAGCCAGUUUCCGACCUCUACUCAAAGAUCGUUUCUCUGGCCGAAGAAUUCAAGCUAGGUAGGAUGCCACGAGAGGAUGAAGUCGCGGACUGGCAUGGACAAGAAUGGGAGCUUUACCUAGAGAACCUACCGAAAUCUGUUGAAGCUUCACAGGUGAGGGCAUUAGAUGCUCGGUACAGGCUUUCGGAGUCGAAAAACUAUGAGGUGAGGGUCGGGUUUCUGAAGCUCGGGAUCUCAGCGGGGUGCAGAGAGUACUACAACGAGGUGGAAAAGACUCUGAAGGAGGUGGGGAGGAUGCUGUACCUUCGCCCGCUUUACACUGCCCUCGUGCAAGGCGACGGGAAGGAAGAAGACAAGGUUUUUGCGAGAAGGGUGUUUUCGGAAGCCUGUGAUUGUUACCACCCCAUAGCUAAGGGAGUUGUUGAGGCCAUUUUUGCCAAAUUUGGAUGAUAUUUCAUCAAAGGCAGUUGUUAGUUAGUGUCUAACCUUAAUUGCCUUUUCAGAAUGUGGAUUUCUUCUAACUAGCUUCACCUGUCACUCUCUCAGUACAUUAAUGUUCCCAGAAGGAAGUCUUUUUCUGAUCCUUAGCUUCAUCAAUCAUGAUAAAAUAAUAUU